AACUUCUAAGAAAAUAUGAAAAAAAUCCAAUCGAUUAUGUUAAGAAAUCAAGUGCUACACGUGUGCUACACUUGUAUGCUUAAAAUUGGGCAUCGGUCGAUUGGGGCGACCCACGAAAACCACUUAAAAUAUUUUGUGAAACUUGGGACCGUGUAAAUAAUGUGUUAUUUUAUACAAUCGGUAACUUAGUUGCAACAGAAUCGUGAACGUGACUUGUUCUAUAACCCAUAGUGAACAUUAAUCUAAAUUAAACAAUGACUCGUAAUGCUGGUCCCUCUUCACUCCAGUUGGAAAAAUUGAUUGGGUUUAUGGAGGUGAGAACAGACCUUGCCACUGGACAUGCCCGUACAGCCAAUGCAAGAACUCGCAUGCGAAGUGGCUGGAUGGAAAUCGCCACAGUUUUAAACAGUGUUGGUGAUGGGUGUAUAAAGGACUGGAAGCAGUGGGCUAAGGAACAUGAAUGUCCAGUUCUACGGCCUCUAUGCUCUGAGACUGGUGACUCGGAAAGCAUAUUGCGACAUCUGAAUAAUGAUGUUCCUGAGCAAUCAAGCAACACUGACAAUGUGACAAUUCUGGAUGCUCAAAAUAUGCAAUGGGAAGGAACUGCAGCUGCUAUUGCUGGAGACACAGUAGCUGAAAACCUGACACCAUCCAUAGAUACUCCACAUAAUAUUAUCAUAGAAGACGUUUACACAUUACAAGAAGUUGAAAUAGCAUCCCCCCCUGACGCUGUUAGAAAUGUUGCAGUGACAGAGGGAAUACCAACAACUGGAGUAAGCGAUGGUGUCAGAGCGCGAAGGCGCAUUUGCUUUGAUUCCCCGAGUCGGCGUAGAGGCUCAUCCACACCGGCGGCGGCGCAGGGACCCAGCACCGCCGCGCAGCAUCGCCGCCGCACCGCACUCGCAUCACCGCGGGCUGGGGCCCAUCCGGUACGCCGACGUCCGCUGCAACGGUCUCCCCCGUCGCAGCGACGAUCUGAGAUGGCCAGCCUUACCGAAAGGUUUAUUGCCAUUGAAGAGCGGCGAACCGAGGCGGAGCUCGCUUGGGCUCGGGCAAUGGAGGCCAAUGCACAGGGUCCAAAAAUACUGGCAGAAGCAUUAGACCGCUUCACUAAUGCUGUCAGUCAAUGUGUGGAAAGAGUUCUAUGUAACAGACCUCAGAAUACCUCUACAUAAUAAUUAUUAGCUCUGUUAUGUAGAACUUUAU
Molecule: messenger RNA, 1206 nt
Organism: Aricia agestis (brown argus)
Lineage: Eukaryota; Metazoa; Arthropoda; Insecta; Lepidoptera; Lycaenidae
Exons: 6
Coding region: 255-1175 (306 amino acids)
Source: RefSeq, a predicted model, not a curated record